GCGGUGGCCGAGUUCAUCGCCGAGAGCCCGCGGCUGCUGCGCCUGGACCUGCGGGAGAACGAGAUCAAGACGGGCGGGCUCAUGGCCCUGUCCCUCGCCCUCAAGGUCAACCACUCCCUGCUGCGCCUCGACCUCGACCGCGAGCCCAAGAAGGAGUCGGUGAAGAGCUUCAUCGAGACGCAGAAGGCCCUGCUGGCCGAGAUCCAGAACGGCUGCAAGCGCAACUUCAUCCUGGCCAAGGAGAAGGAGGAGCAGGAGCAGCAGCUGCAGCACUCGGCCUCCAUGCCCGAGAUCACCGUCACCGAGCCCCCGGACGACGAUCCCAACACGGAAAACCGGGAUGGAGGCGCCCAGGAGGAGAAGGAGGAGGAGGAGGAGGAGGAUGGAGAGGAGGAGGAGGAUGGAGAGGAGGAGGAAGAGGCCCUGGCGGCCGAGGAGAACGGGGGGGACUCUGAGGACGCGGGGGAUGUUUCGGACUCCAGCUCGGACACGGACGAGGAUCCCGAUCCCGAGGACUCGCGGGACCAACAACAACAGCAACAACAACAACAACAACACCCCCCUCCUCCUCCGUGCCCGGAGCGGCCGCCGGAUCGGCCCUUCCCGACGCCCCUUUCCCGGGAAUCUCCGGCCGAUCCGAGCGCCCAGAGCUCGCCGGGCCACCAGCGGAGGAUCUCGGUGUCCAGCCCCGGCAGAGGCCACAAAGUCUUCGUGGUGACGCGCGUGGAGCCGCUUCCAGAGGCGGGAGAAGGAUCCGGGAGCUGCGUCCCGGCGGCGGCUCCUCCUCUUCCUCCUCCUCCUCCGGAGAACGGGGCCGUUCCCGAGGGAUCUGAGCUGGGCUCUUCCUGCGGGAUGAGCCCGGCCCGGGAGGCGCCGCUGCUCAACGGGCUCAAGACGGAUUUCGCGCGGGCGCUGCCGGAGGUGGCCCCGGACAACGACGGGAAAAUCGGGAGCUGCGGCGCCGAGCACG
Neopelma chrysocephalum (saffron-crested tyrant-manakin) is the source of this 970-nucleotide messenger RNA. RefSeq names its product protein phosphatase 1 regulatory subunit 37-like. The transcript is spliced from 2 exons. The annotation marks the transcript as partial. Lineage: Eukaryota; Metazoa; Chordata; Aves; Passeriformes; Pipridae. The record is from RefSeq and is a predicted model, not a curated record.